Molecule: messenger RNA, 1812 nt
Organism: Scheffersomyces coipomensis
Lineage: Eukaryota; Fungi; Ascomycota; Pichiomycetes; Serinales; Debaryomycetaceae
Exons: 1
Coding region: 1-1812 (603 amino acids)
Source: RefSeq, a predicted model, not a curated record
AUGAAUCAACGGUGUUUUUCAUAUGAUGACUUUUUCAUUGCAACCUUUUUUAACAAUAUAUUUCCCAAGUUUCCAUAUGAUUCAAUUGUCGGAAUAUUAAGAUUAUUAUCUAUUCCAGAAAUUGUUAUACUACAAACAUUGAUUAACGACGACUAUGUGAAAGGGAUUAGAAUAGAUCAAAUAACAAAACAAAGACUUACUGUCCGUUAUAGAGACAGUAAAAAGGGAAUGGAUCCAUGCCUUUUAAGGUCAAUAUUUCAAGAAAAGUUUAAAAUUAAAACAUUAUUUCAUACUAUAACAGAUUUAACUAAAUUUGAACACAUUAAUCCUAUCCCAGUAGAAUUUAACUUCCAAAGUACUAAAUCAUUUCCAAUUCUAUAUUUGGAUGAAUUCAUACGAAACUCAAACAGCUUUGAUAUUGCUUUAAACUUUUUUAUGCUAAAAUAUUCCCAAUUUAAGAAAUUAGAAAACUGUAAAAAGGCUAUGUGUGUCAGCAUCAUACGAAUAAGUGACAUUGUGGGAAAGGGAAACCAAUCUGUAGAUUUGGAUCUAUCAAAGUAUUCAAAUUUAAAAGUUUUUGAAUGUAGAUAUUGUUUGAACUUUAAAAGCUUGAGAUUAGAUUCAGCCUUCAAUACGUUGACGAAGUUAAUAAUACCUGAUGUAUGUGAUCAAGACUAUUUAUCAAAAUUUAUUAAUCUAAAAUAUCUUGAUAUCAACUUUAAAGAAGAAUUUGUGAUUAAAAAAGUACCCAGAACCAUUGUCACUUUGUGCUUGAUUAGCUAUAAUGAAAACAGUGAAAUAAUAAUCCAAUCACAAGAUGAUUGGCCCAAAGGUCUAGAGUCAGUUGAAUUUAAUGUGUUUCGUAAAGCAUUCGAAGGUGUCAUUAUUGGGUUGCCAUUUUACUUAAAAAAGCUAACAAUUAUGUAUAGAGAUAACUCUGAAUUUACAGUUAACUUACCAUCUUUACCAGCUUCACUAAUCGAAUUUGAUAUUGCAACUCUUGGAGACUAUACAUAUAUGGAUCUGACUAUUGUCAGUAUUCAGGGUGACAAUCUUAAAAAACUAGAGUUCUUCCGUAUAUGUCUACUAGAUGAUAGUACCAAACCAGUUUAUAUUGCACCAGGUAUAGAAGAAUUUAAAUUUAGACUGGGCAAAUGUCUGUUUGAUUUGAAUGAUCUUAAUUUUGAAUAUGCUAAAUUGAGUUUAAAGAAGUUGGAGAUAUGUUUCAUGGAGAAACAUGUUUUCACUCAACUAGAUUUUGAGGAAUUUCUGAAAUUGGAAUCUGUCAUUCUAGAAAGCUGCAUUAUUGAAAACUUAAAUAACUUAAAAUUGCCUUUAAGUUUAAGACUGUUGAGAUUUCGUUUAAAUCAUUUUAUAUCAGUUGACCAUUCAUGUCCAUUAUUCGGUGAUCCAAUGAAAUAUCCCAACUUAGUUCUGCUUUCUUUCAUGAACUGUGAUAUAGAUUAUAUUUCAACUGAAAUACAAUUACCAAAAUAUCUUCAAAUUCUAGAAGUACCACUCAGUAAUAAUAAACAAUUAUUUUCAAAGAUUCUUAACCAUGAAUGCUUAACCUAUUUAAGAAUAUUUCCAUUAACUUCUUUAGAAUACUUUGACAAGUUUAAAGAUUUUAGCAUUUCAAACUCCCACAAUAAUAGUAAAAUCAGAAGAUUAGAAUGCAUUUUGCCUUACCCUGCUUCUGAUACAGAUCUUACGGUUAAAGUUUAUAAGAGUAUUGAGAAGGCCUUUGGAAAGAUAAUUGAAAGAAAAUGGUUUCGCUCUAAUACUUUCCAUUUUGUUCUUGGGCUGACCUAG